This is a messenger RNA of Saprolegnia parasitica CBS 223.65, 600 nucleotides long. RefSeq lists its product as hypothetical. Gene Ontology annotation, cellular component: membrane. Lineage: Eukaryota; Oomycota; Saprolegniomycetes; Saprolegniales; Saprolegniaceae. The transcript has a single exon. The record is from RefSeq and is a predicted model, not a curated record. Gene Ontology annotation, biological process: vesicle-mediated transport. The coding region runs from base 16 to 564 and encodes 182 amino acids.
CGGCCCGACAUCCUCAUGGCCGGCUUCUUCUUCUCCAAGAGCACGCCCCGCGCAGAGCUGCCCACAACGACCGCGGCGACGACCACUGAUAGUUCGUCCCGGGAUGACGAUAUCGACGACAACGUCAAGGCGGGCUGCCCCAGCAUGUCGUACGAGAACCGACUGUAUGCGUUUGGCGCUGUCUUGGCCGUUGGCGCCGCGUGCUCGCUCUUCUCGCUCGUCUUUCUGCUGACCGUCAACUUGGUCGGGUUUGGCGUCAUGUACUCGUUCGGGUCGCUCUGCGGCCUGCUCUCGACCAUCUUCCUCGUCGGCCCGAGUCGCCAAGUGGCCACCAUGUUCCAAAAGCACCGGUGGAUUGCGACCACCGUGUACCUGAGUUUGAUUGUGCUGACGCUGCUCGUGGCGUUCUCCAAGAUGCGCCAGGCCGCCAAGGUCGUCCUCGUCCUCCUCUUUGUGUUGCUGCAGUUCCUCGCCGCAAUCUGGUACUCGCUGUCGUACAUUCCGUUUGCCCGUCGCGUCGUCCAGAAGGCGCUCGGUGGCGCGGGCGACUGCCUCUUCAAGUGAUUGUCUCGUGUCCAUAUAAUACAAUCAUAUGUGGUC